CGUACGUGCAUUUAUUAACAACGAAAAUGGGGUGCACUGUAACCAUGGAAAGCAGACCUGCAUCUAAUACUGAAAUACGUUCUUAUAAACGACAACUUUCUCUUAGUGAUCUUGAAAGAUUCUUGAGAACUUCUAUUGAAAGGCGUUUGACUGGUAAGAACUCCGAAUCUGAUCUUAAGGUGAAAGCUCAACUCGAGAAUGCAGGAAAAUCUCCGAAUGAUCGUUUGCAAGUGUAUGGUCGGUUAUGCACAACGAAAGACGCCGACACUGCCCCGGUGAAUAUGUCGGAAACUCCAGGCCGGAAGACUGCCUUCAUAUUUGGCCCAGAAACAGUUUAUGGUGCUUUGAUAGAGAAUAUACACGAUCCUUACACGAUGCUGCUUAGGCUUGGGUUCCUUCCUGAGUACAUACAUCUGAAGGCUUGCAAACAAAAAGUAUGCUACUGGCUCAUCUUACUCACCCCAAGUCAGGAAUCUGUCCAGUCUACCUCAACAAUGCCGUCAGCGAGUCCAGAUAACUUGAAUUCAGGACAAGUUGCACCUGUUCCUGCCACCUGGGAAGGCUUGCUGUCGUACAUCCGUGCAUGCUACCCCGCCGCCCUACCAGCCGUCCAGGCCCACUGGGACCUCAUCACCACCAAACCAGUCGAGUUUUUCGAAGAGAACUCCGGCGUCCGGUUCAUCGACGCCCUCGCCGAUCCCAGCGCGCCGGCCUUCAUGAGCUACCAGAAGUUCCAAGAACUACCGAAGCCCCAGAAGGACUGGGAGACGAGACUGUUCCUCUACUGCGAGGUGCGCAUCUUAGAACUCUUCUCGGGGGACGGCCAUACGUGGAGUGACGCAGGGGUCAAGGGGGAAAAGGAAUACCUGUCUCCCAAUUACUUGAUGGAGACGGAUCUUGGACCGGAAAACUACAUCAGGAUUGCACUCAAGGUGGAUGUGCCACAGGAAGUCAGGGAUAAAUAUGAUGAUAAAUAAACACGUGUCAUUGCUUUUUAGAGGAGAAAGUCCACACAUUGCCCAUGUAUUGCCAUGCACAAUAACUUUUGAUUUUCUUGAUUUUAUCAUUCUAUGCAUUGUAGAUGUGUGGUUAUGUAAUAAAUACAUUUGCUCAGUUUCAGGCUAAUAUACAGGAACAGUUGAAUGGUUUACAAGGUACAAUGUACAUGUGAAAAUCUUCAGUGCAUGUACUGGACUGUGAGUUAGUCUAGCGACACGUUCACUUGGUCAGCUCUCUGUCUUCGCGUACAAUCUGGCUCAGGUGACCCCGGUUCCAAACUGAGUCACGUCUUUUGGAUGGUGACGUUAAAGGUUGGUCCCCAGAUGAUUGUUACACGUCUGUAAAAAUCCAAUUACACACGCACACACACAUUUUCAUGUGUGUGCCAACUUCUGUCAAGAUCAGUCUAUUUGGGAAUGCUGGUUGAAAGCCAAUUAUCUUAUGCUUUAUCAAGUUCUUUGAAGCGUCCACCAAAACCAUUGGGAAACUGGUCGAAGAUGCAACAGAGACAAAUUUGUCGAUGACUUUGACAAGCUCAAACGGUUUCAAAAAAAUUAGGAACUGCUCAACCAGUAAACAUGUCCACCAAUAUGAGUCAUCUUUCCUUUCUAAUUCACCAUAGUCAAGACAUGCAUAUAAAGGUCAAAUAUUCCUGAUAUGUUCUUCCUCGAAGCAUUAGCCUGAAACAAAAACAGCAUGUAGAUAAUCAAACAGUAAGCAAAUAUCAAUUAUAUUCAAGAAAAUUAAAGUUAGUGUGUGUAGUAUUAGACAGUAGAUGGAAAAUGUCUGGAUUUUACCUUCAAUCUGGCACGUGGGGUCGGUUCCUCGAAACCGUUGUAAGUCUGAGAUCAUGGACAUCCCAUUGAAACAUAUGUGUAAACACAUGCGUUUCUAAGGGAUGUUCAAGAACUGCAACAUACAAUGGUUUGAGAAACAGGUCCCUGGUAUGUUGAAGUUUUAUGGCCAAGCCUACCUCCAUACACAUGUAAGCGAAUAUGAAAUGCUACUCGUUCUUUCCAAAGGCUGCCAUUUUAUGUUUUUAACGAACAAAUUCUAUUACUUGUUUUAUUUCAUGUAUAAUAUUCCGUCUGCAAUUAUGAAGGUCAGUUGGCCAUAGAAUUCCAUGUGUAAUACAAAUCUUCCAUGUGAAGCAAACUGAGCCAUCAGAUUUUUUCCCUGAUAGUUCAGUUUAAUAAAUAACUCAACUGUACAGCCUCGUCCUCUGUUACAGUUAAAGUCAGCAUAUUUUGGGCAAAAUACACAUACAUGCACCACGCAGAUAUAGACUACACUGCAUGCAGUUUGUUUUUCCCAUAUACAUGAAUAUAUCAAACCCUGAACACUAAUAGGCUUGUUCAGAUAUGAUGCGGCACAAGUGUGACGUCUUUUUAGAAUGA
Strongylocentrotus purpuratus (purple sea urchin) is the source of this 2396-nucleotide messenger RNA. RefSeq lists its product as uncharacterized. The transcript has 2 exons. The record is from RefSeq and is a predicted model, not a curated record. Lineage: Eukaryota; Metazoa; Echinodermata; Echinoidea; Camarodonta; Strongylocentrotidae. The coding region runs from base 27 to 977 and encodes 316 amino acids.